Molecule: messenger RNA, 1736 nt
Organism: Mercenaria mercenaria
Lineage: Eukaryota; Metazoa; Mollusca; Bivalvia; Venerida; Veneridae
Product: heat shock 70 kDa protein 12A-like
Exons: 3
Coding region: 18-1310 (430 amino acids)
Molecular function (GO): ATP binding; ATP-dependent protein folding chaperone
Source: RefSeq, a predicted model, not a curated record
UUAACAGUGAAGAUAUCAUGUGGGUUCUGACAGUUCCCGCUAUUUGGGACGAUGCUGCCAAAGGCUUCAUGAAGGAAGCUGCAAAAAUGGCUGAUAUCGAAGACAACCAGUUAGUCAUAGCUUUAGAACCGGAAGUGGCAUCCCUUUAUUGCCAGUAUCUUCCGGUGGAGAAGUUCUCUGAAGGCGGGAAAGCAGGAUUUGCAAAUGCUAAGCCAGGGACAACUUACAUGGUUGUAGAUCUUGGAGGUGGUACUGCAGAUAUAACAGUACAUGAGAGGCAGCCAGGGAAUAAGAUUAAGGAGGUAUACAAAGCCACCGGUGGUCCAUGGGGAGGCACUGCCGUCGACCAUGCUUUUACACAACUAAUAAUAAGUAUUGCAGGAGGACCAGUCUGGGGCAGAUUUCAACAAGAGCAAACCUAUGAUCAUCUAGAGCUUCUCAAAGAGUUUGAAUGCGUGAAAAGAACACUAGGGACAAAGACGGGCGACUGGUAUACGAUCAAGCUUCCAGCGACACUGAAUGAAAUAUGCGAAGAAGUUCAUGGUCAAAAGUUUGCAGCCCUCGCAAAGGAAUCUCUAAUGGCUGACCAGCUGAAUUUCAUAAGUGAUAAAAUGAGAAUGAAAGUCGGUCUUGUUGAAAAGCUUUUUAGGAAGGUUACUGAUAGUAUCAUCCAACAUAUAAAGAAGAUCCUGCUCAAUACAGAUGCCGGCAGAAAAGUAUCUCUGAUACUUAUGGUCGGAGGAUUUUCGGAAUCACCGUUCGUUCAGCAAGAGAUGAAGUCCACUUUUACAGAUAAAUCGAAGGUGAAGAUCAUAAUUCCACAGCAAGCUGGAAUCGCUGUACUGAAUGGUGCAGUGUUAUUUGGGCGGAUGCCAGAAGUUAUAACAACAAGAGUUGUGCGAUACACAUACGGAGUAAUGGUCACUCCAGAAUUUAAGCCUGGUGUGCACCCAGAGGAGAAGAAAGUUCCAGGGAAUCCACCCCGAUGUUUGCACGUUUUCAGUCCUUUCAUGAAAGAGGGGGAAUCAGUUGAAGUGGGUCAUCAAGUGAUCGAGGUAUACAACACUGUUGUUCCAAACCAGAAAGAAAUGUCUCUUCGUGUGUUUACUGCGUCAGGGGGUAUUCCAGACUUCGUCACCGACAAAAACUGCCAGAUGUUAGGGACUUUAUGUGUUACAAUUCCUAAUCCCUCCCCAAAUGAACGACAUCUGAUUGUUGUUUUCCGUUUUGGAAGUACAACGCUUGCUACGUUUGCGAUGGAAAAAGAAAGUGAGAAGUUGUGCUCAACAGUUUUUAAUCUACAGGAGUAAAAGUCAUGUUUCUUAUAAAAUGUGAAAUAAGACUAUUGCAAGAACACUAGGCAUGUAAAAAUCUAUAACUAGGUUCCUGCUUUACUGUUACAGUUACUAUGUCUGUGUAGAACUGUUUAGGAAUGCAAUUCGUUGAAAAGUGAAAUUUUGUAGAUCUGUGACUUCUUUACAUUUCAAACAUAAUGACAUAUAGAGAUAACCUAUAACCAUGCUAUUAUAUACAAUCUGUGAUAUGAUAUAUAUAUAUAUUUCUUUAACUUGCAAUUGAAGUAGAGUUUAUAUAAAUGCACGGAAAUGGUAAAAGUCAAUUAAAAAAAGGAGACAAAAAAUUUCAAAAAACGAACCGACUGCUUAAUGUAACUUCCAUACAGCAACGACAAAUUUGUGGUUUCACUUGAACAGGUACAUACACUUAUCAUUUUCAAA